Molecule: messenger RNA, 6039 nt
Organism: Chlamydomonas reinhardtii
Lineage: Eukaryota; Viridiplantae; Chlorophyta; Chlorophyceae; Chlamydomonadales; Chlamydomonadaceae
Exons: 15
Coding region: 60-5150 (1696 amino acids)
Source: RefSeq, a predicted model, not a curated record
GCAGCCUCGCCAUAAUGCCACAGCGAGGCGCGACGCAGUCUGCCUUUGCGGCGGCGACAAUGUCGCUGCUGCUGCUGUGUUCCAGCGCACGCGCCGGCAGACUGGCUGCGGCGUCGGAUGCGGCAGCCUCGCACAGCGCGUUCGUAAACAACCGUUAUACGGCCAUCGCCAGCAGCGGCAGCAGCGGCGGCGUGGAGGACAUGCAUCAGAACCAGCAGCACCGCCGCCUGCUCACGACCCGUUUCGUUGGGCACCCGCUGCCGCCGCGCCACCCGCCUAUCCCCGCCUACGGCUCCCCUAGCCCCAGCUACGGCCCCGGCUAUGGCGCCUCGCCUCCUCCGCCCACCUAUGCCGGCCAGCCCCAGGCGCCCUCCCCGCCGUCACCUGCCCCCCCGCCCAUGCUGGAUGCCCCGUUCUUCGCCCAGCCGCCUCCAGUGAACGCACCGCCCCCGGAGAUCCACCUCAGCCCUCCGGAAGCCGCGACGCCGUCGUCCACUCCUGCAUUGAAUGAACCACCCUCGCCAACCCCAGCCGGACUGGAGCCCAGCCCGCCCUCGCCUGGAGCUAGCCCGGGCCCCAGCCCCUCGCCUGAGGCUAGUCCCAGCGCCAGCCCCUCACCUGAGGCUAGCCCCAGCCCGAGCCCCUCACCUGAGGCUAGCCCCAGCGCCAGCCCCUUGCCUGUGGCGAGCCCCAGCUCUAGCCCUGAGGCUAGCUCCAGCCCCUCACCUGAUGAGGCUUGUCCCAGCCCCAGCCCCUCACCUGAGGCUAGCCCCAGCCCCAGCCCCAUGCCCUCACCUGAGGCUAGCCCCAGCCCCAGCCCCUCACCUGAGGCUAGUCCCCGCCCCAGCCCCUCACCUGAGGCUAGCCCCAGCGCCAGCCCCUCGCUUGAGGCUAGCCCCAGCCCCAGCCCCUCGCCUGAGGCUAGCCCCAGCCCCAGCCCCUCGCCUGAGGCUAGCCCCAGCCUCAGCCCCUUGCCUGUGGCGAGCCCCAGCUCUAGCCCUGAGGCUAGCCCCAGCCCCUCACCUGAGGCUAGUCCCAGCCCCAGCCCCUCACCUGAGGCUAGCCCCAGCCCCAGCCCCAGGCCCUCACCUGAGGCUAGUCCCAGCCCCAGCCCGUCGCUUGAGGCUAGCCCCAGCCCCAGCCCCAGCCCUGGCCGUUCGCCUGGAGCUAGCCCUUCGCCCCGCCCUAGCCCCAGCCCUGAGGCUAGCCCCAGCCCCAGCCCUUCGCCUGUGGCUAGCCCCAGCUCUAGCCCUGAGGCUAGCCCCAGCCCCUCACCUGAGGCUAGCCCCAGCCCGAGCCCCUCACCUGAGGCUAGCCCCAGCGCCAGCCCCUUGCCUGUGGCGAGCCCCAGCUCUAGCCCUGAGGCUAGCUCCAGCCCCUCACCUGAUGAGGCUUGUCCCAGCCCCAGCCCCUCACCUGAGGCUAGCCCCAGCCCCAGCCCCAUGCCCUCACCUGAGGCUAGCCCCAGCCCCAGCCCCUCACCUGAGGCUAGUCCCCGCCCCAGCCCCUCACCUGAGGCUAGCCCCAGCGCCAGCCCCUCGCUUGAGGCUAGCCCCAGCCCCAGCCCCUCGCCUGAGGCUAGCCCCAGCCCCAGCCCCUCGCCUGAGGCUAGCCCCAGCCUCAGCCCCUUGCCUGUGGCGAGCCCCAGCUCUAGCCCUGAGGCUAGCCCCAGCCCCUCACCUGAGGCUAGUCCCAGCCCCAGCCCCUCACCUGAGGCUAGCCCCAGCCCCAGCCCCAGGCCCUCACCUGAGGCUAGUCCCAGCCCCAGCCCGUCGCUUGAGGCUAGCCCCAGCCCCAGCCCCAGCCCUGGCCGUUCGCCUGGAGCUAGCCCUUCGCCCCGCCCUAGCCCCAGCCCUGAGGCUAGCCCCAGCCCCAGCCCUUCGCCUGUGGCUAGCCCCAGCUCUAGCCCUGAGGCUAGCCCCAGCCCCUCACCUGAGGCUAGCCCCAGCCCGAGCCCCUCACCUGAGGCUAGCCCCAGCGCCAGCCCCUUGCCUGUGGCUAGCCCUAGCCCCAGCCCUGACGCUAGCCCCAGCCCCAGCCCCUCGCCUGAGGCUAGCCCGAGCCCCAGCCCCUCACCUGAGGCUAGCCCCAGCCCCAGCCCCUCACCUGAGGCUAGUCCCCGCCCUAGCCUCAGCCCUGAGGCUAGCCCCAGCCCCAGCCCCUCGCUUGAGGCUAGCCCCAGCCCCAGCCCCAGCCCUGGCCGUUCGCCUGGAGCUAGCCCUUCGCCCCGCCCUAGCCCCAGCCCUGAGGCUAGCCCCAGCCCCUCGCUUGAGGCUAGCCCCAGCCCCUCGCCUGAGGCUAGCCCCAGCCCCAGCCCCUCACCUGAGGCUAGUCCCAGGGCAAGCCCCAGCCCUGGCCGUUCGCCUGGAGCUAGCCCUUCGCCCCGCCCUAGCUCCAGCCCUGAGGCUAGCCCCAGCCCCAGCCCCAGUGCCAGCCCCGGCCCCAGCCCCGGCCCCGCGGCUAGCUCACCUAAUCCCCGCGCGGUCCCUCUACCUUCGCCAUUGUAUGGUGGCACGCAGUCUAGCUUGCCGCCCUCCCCGCCUACACCGGAGUCGCAGCACAGCGAUACUCCCAGCCCUCAGUCUCCCAGCCUUAUCCCCAGUCCUUCCUCACCGCCACCUUCACCCGUCGACGAGGGAGUGCUUCCCGCUCUUCCUUCACCUGCUGCACCUUCGCCCUCGCCCCCUUCACCGUCACCUCCCUCGCCGCAGCCCCCUACGCCUCCUUCACCUGGUUCGGAGGAAGCAGCACCGUCUCCCUCACCUCCCUCUCCCGCUCCGCCCUCACCGUCUCCUCCCUCGCCGCAGCCCCCUACGCCGCCUUCACCUGCCCCCUACGCCUCCUUCACCUGGUUCGGAGGAAGCAGCACCGUCUCCCUCACCUCCCUCUCCCGCUCCGCCCUCACCGUCUCCUCCCUCGCCGCAGCCCCCUACGCCUCCUUCACCUGGUUCGGAGGAAGCAGCACCGUCUCCCUCACCUCCCUCUCCCGCUCCGCCCUCACCGUCUCCUCCCUCGCCGCAGCCCCCUACGCCUCCUUCACCUGGUUCGGAGGAAGCCGCACCGUCUCCCUCACCUCCCUCUCCCGCUCCGCCCUCACCGUCUCCUCCCUCGCCGCAGCCCCCUACACCUCCUUCACCUGGUUCGGAGGAAGCCGCACCGUCUCCCUCACCUCCCUCUCCCGCUCCGCCCUCACCGUCUCCUCCCUCGCCGCAGCCCCCUACACCUCCUUCACCUGGUUCGGAGGAAGCCGCACCGUCUCCCUCACCUCCCUCUCCCGCUCCGCCCUCACCGUCUCCUCCCUCGCCGCAGCCCCCUACACCUCCUUCACCUGGUUCGGAGGAAGCCGCACCGUCUCCCUCACCUCCCUCUCCCGCUCCGCCCUCACCGUCUCCUCCCUCGCCGCAGCCCCCUACACCUCCUUCACCUGGUUCGGAGGAAGCCGCACCCCCCCUACGCCUCCUUCUCCCUCGCCGCCCUCGCCCUCACCGCCUUCGCCUGCACCACUCUCACCCACGCCGCCCUCGCCAUCGCCUCCGUCCCCCUCGCCCCCGUCACCCGCUCCGCCCCCCUCCUCCGCCGGCUACUUCGAGCUGAUCGAAACCUUGACGGCCCCCAAUGUGGCCCUCGCGAUGGCCAACAUCCCCUACACGCGCCGAUACUGGUUCCUGGAGCGCGCCUAUGGGCCCGGAGAGCCCGUCCCUGUUGUCUUCGCGGAGCCCAACACCGGCACUCUGAACUUGGAUACUGGCGAGAAGCUCAAGUACAACGCAAUCUACAACCCCGGCUGCUCCGGCACCAUCAUCCUGCCUGACGGGCAGCUGCACACCUUCGGCGGCGACGUCCUCAGCCCGGUGCGCAACCUGCAAGACGGCCGCAACAAGAUCAUGGCCUUCAACGCCGCCACGUCAUCCAGCACCGUGCUGACCAACAUGCAGUGGAACCGUUGGUACCCCUCCCCCAUCGUGCUCAGCAGCGGCAAGGUGUUGAUUGUGGGCGGCUCCAACGCCUGCCUGCUGCCGCCCACCUGGCCCGUCGCUGAGUUGUGGGACCCGGCGGCGCCUGCAAGCCCCACCGUGAACGUCACCAUGCCCGCCAACUUUGUCAAGUACAUGGGACUCUACAACUGGUACCCUUUCAUGCAGCUGCUGGCCAAUGGCGACAUCCUGUGGUUUGUUGAGAAGGGCGGUGCCAUCACGGAUGGCAACUUCAACCACAUUGUGGACCUGCCGCCCUUCCCGGCCUCAAUCACGCAUUGCACCAUGUUCCCGAAGACCUCGUCCAUCUCGGUCCUGGCCAUGGGACCGCCCACCUACGACCUCAGCUUGGUCAUCUUCGGAGGCGGGGAUUGCAACGGGAGUCCCACGACUCAGAUCAUCUCCUCCCCGGCCGCCAGCACCAGCCUGCGACUCGACAUCACCAAGUGCGGCUCGAGCUACUGCUUUACCAAGGGUUGGGAGGUUGAGGACAUGCUGGGUGUUCCGCGAGUGAUGGGCGACUCCACUCUGCUGCCCAACGGCAAGGUGCUGCUGCACGGAGGAGCGCAGUUUGGCGGCGCCAACGCGGGUGCGGGCUGGUCCACCAAGGCCAACUUCCAGUCGUUGAUGUACGACCCGUACAAGCCAGUCGGGCAGCGGUACAGCAAGAUGGACUUUGCGCCCAUAGCGCGCGUCUAUCACUCCGCCAACUGCCUUGACCCCAGCGGCAAGGUGCUGGUGGCGGGCUGCGAGAACUGCGGAGCCUACCAGCAGCUGGCCCCGGGUAUGUCACUGAGCCCGGACACACCGCUGGAGCACCGACUGGAGUGGGCCGUACCCGCGGAGAUCGCGCCGGGAGUGAACCGGCCCGCCAUCGUCACUGCGCCGGGCUCCAUCACCCGUGGCAGCACCAUCACCAUCUCCUACUCCUACCCGGGCGUUGACUUCAUUACUGGCGCGGUGCUGGUGGCGCCCUGCGCAUGCACCCACUCCCUCAACAUGAACCAGCGCGUCAUUUUUCUGGAGGCCCAGCCCGGCGGCACACCGGGGCAGGUGCUCGUGGAGGCGCCUCCGCCGGGUCUGUUCGGGCAGGCGCUGCUGGGUCCGCACCUGCUGUUCCUGCUGGGGGCCGGGGGCACCUACAGCGAGGGCGUGUGGGUCACAGUUGCGGCCUAGGCCCGGACCCGAUACAGCUGAGAAGAGGUGAUGAUGCGAGACGCGCGCCGCAGACAUAUGCAUGCACGGCAAGCGCGCGGUCUCGGCUGUACGUGAAUGAGAAGAAUCCAUCCAACCCAGCCCGAUUUUUGGUCUUCCCUACAACGUACGUACGGAACACUGGUUGUGCUGCAUGACCGGCUUUCACGAAGAAUUCCGCAUGCAUCACUGCUCUUCAUUAAAAUGCCGUCAACUGCAUAGAAAUACCCCGGAGUGGAUUUGUGAAUGGCCACGGCUGCGGAAGCUGAACGACACUUUGACUACCGUAUGUGCUCUGACGUUGGUGAUGCAUGAGGAAGACAAGAGGGUUUUAGAGAGAGGAAAUUGCCUGGAUUGGAGAUAGCAUACAUUUGGUAAAGCGAGUUACAUGACACUGCACCCAAAGGUCUAGUAACCGCGCCACGUGGAAAUCCCAAUGUGAUGGGGUCGGGUUGCGAUGGCGCCAGUUGCAAACGUCUGACAAGAAAGCUACUUGACUAGCUAAUGGAUUGCGUACUGGGGGAUUAUUGGGAUGGGGCAGCCGACUGAGGAAUGGAUGACUGCGAGGGAGGCGGAUUUGGGGCCGCAGAUUUCUGUUGUUGAGGAUUGAAGGCUGCAAUUCAAAAUUCCUGAUGUAUGGUACGGUAUCCGGGUGAUGGUUCGAGGAUGGAAGGAGGCGGCGUGUGCGUGUGUGGGCGCGUAUUUAACGUUGAGCCAUCACCCUGCUGGGGAUGGUCAGCCUGAGCUGCUGGACGUGUGUCCGGCGUGCAUAGACCUGCUGGUCCUGCCGCCACCAAUUGUGCAUCCUCAUCACGUUCCCGCGUUUUUACCCCACAACCUCCCGUGUCCAUACAUGUAAUACUCCAGUCGA